Colletotrichum scovillei is the source of this 1319-nucleotide messenger RNA. RefSeq names its product proteasome A-type and B-type. The transcript is spliced from 2 exons. The record is from RefSeq and is a predicted model, not a curated record. Gene Ontology annotation, cellular component: proteasome core complex; proteasome core complex, alpha-subunit complex. NCBI's taxonomy places the organism in Eukaryota, Fungi, Ascomycota, Sordariomycetes, Glomerellales, Glomerellaceae. Bases 509 to 1123 code for a protein of 204 amino acids.
CUGGCAGCCUCACCUCGUUUGACCGCAGCCAACCCACCCACCAUCCUCCCCGACCACUGUACUUGACAUCACAUCUCGACUGCACGAUCAAACAAUCAAGCAAUGGCCGACCGUUACUCUUUCUCCCUGACGACGUUCUCGCCCAGGUAAUUUUAUAAGCUUUCCAACCUAUGACGUCCGCAUGCUAAUAGAUUAUAGCGGCAAGCUGGUUCAGAUCGGUAUGCUCCAUCACAACCCCCACCGGCCAAUGUCUCCCAACUUCAGGAACGGAACGAACCUUCGAAUCGCAGGACUGACCUUCAAUUAGAAUAUGCUCUGAACGCCGUCAACCAGGGUGUCACCGCCCUCGGUAUCAAAGGCGAGUCGACUUGCCCCUCCUUCCUCAACCCAUGCUAACCCCUCGAAAGCCACCAACGGUAUCGUCCUUGCGACCGAGAAGAAGUCAUCAUCGCCCCUUGCCGACCCUAGCUCGCUGUCCAAGAUCAGCCUCGUCACCCCCGACAUCGGUAUGGUGUACUCAGGCAUGGGCCCCGACUACAGAAUAUUGGUGGACAAGGCUCGCAAGGUAUCGCAUACCGGCUACAAGCGCAUCUACAACGAAUACCCGCCUACGCGGAUAUUGGUGCAGGAUGUUGCCCGUGUCAUGCAGGAGGCUACUCAGUCUGGUGGUGUCCGACCUUACGGCGUCAGCUUGCUGAUUGCUGGCUGGGAUGAGGGUAUCUUGCCUGAGGACGAGAUCGAGACCAAGGAAGGCGAGGAGAAGAAGCCCACAGGCAAGACCGGGGGUACUCUGAAGGGUGGACCCAUGCUGUACCAGGUCGAUCCCUCUGGCAGUUACUUCCCGUGGAAGGCGACGGCGAUUGGCAAGAGCGCUACGUCUGCGAAGACGUUCCUGGAGAAGAGAUACACGGAGGGCUUGGAACUUGAGGACGCCGUGCACAUUGCAUUGCUCACACUUAAGGAAACCAUUGAGGGAGAGAUGAAUGGAGAUACCAUUGAGAUUGGCAUCAUCGGACCUCCGGCAGACCACCUGCUCGGUAUCGAGGGUGUUGAGGGUGCCAAGGGCCCUCGCUUCAGAAAGCUCAGCCCUCAGGAGAUUGAGGACUAUCUUACGAACUUGUAAUUUGCGCAAUGGCUAGGACGGUCUUACCUUGUAUCAUAGAACAGCAUAGAGACAUGGGACACGAAAAGUCCGAGCUCUAGACUCAAUGGAUGACCUGCAAUGACGACAUGACGAGAUACGUUGCAUAUGUGAUUGGGCAUCUUGAUAGAUUGGCCACGACUGGCGAGUCUUCUUCGCAGGGAAAGAUGCAAGCUGU